Orussus abietinus is the source of this 2187-nucleotide messenger RNA. RefSeq names its product ankyrin repeat and MYND domain-containing protein 2. Gene Ontology annotation, molecular function: protein binding. Bases 1 to 1143 code for a protein of 380 amino acids. Lineage: Eukaryota; Metazoa; Arthropoda; Insecta; Hymenoptera; Orussidae. The transcript is spliced from 3 exons. The record is from RefSeq and is a predicted model, not a curated record.
AUGGCGUCGGACGAUGAAAAGCUGUUGGCCCUCCAAAAGGAGAUUUUUACGAAAAUUUACAAUGAUAAGGUGACAGAACUGAAAACAUUAUUGGGGGCGAACAAGAUCAAGGUUGAUUUCAUCGACGAGAAUGAAUUGAGUCCUCUGCAGCACGCCUGCUACAGAGGUAACACCGAAAUAGCACAGAUGCUCAUAGAUCAGGGCGCGGACGUAAAUAUGUGUCUGCACGAACAUGCUUAUACUGCUCUCCAUUUUGCUGCAUUAAGUGGCAAUGCCGAUCUUUGUCAUUUGUUAAUGUCACACAAUGCCAAAAUUACUGCAGUUAAUGACGUUGGACGCACACCGGCGCAAUUAGCUGCCUUUGUUGGGAAUUACAAUUGUGUGGCAACUAUAAAUAAUUUCAUACCGAAAGCUGAUAUAGAUUAUUAUAUCAAACCACAAGGACUACAGACUGAGCCACUACUUCCACCUCAUUUAGCAGACUCGUUUCAUAAGUUCAUAAUGCAAGGGAACGUUCAUCCUGUACGUGUAGCAUUAAACUUGCAAAGAUGUCCUGGACUUUUGGAGAAUCUUCCCAAGGUGCAGAAAGUAUUGGAAACAAUGCGAUACCGAGAGAUGACUCGUGGAGUGGAAACAAAUGAAAUAAUGGCAUUUAAAUAUCACUACCUCAGUUGCGUAGUUGCCGAAGUAAUAAAAUGUCAGAAACACCAAGAAGCACUGAAAGCUGAGAAAAAGUCUGAUCCUGUUGAGUUACUAGUCAGAAAAUUUUUGAAGUGUAGCAAAAGUGAUGGCAAUCCUGAGUAUCAAGAAAGUUUCUUGCGUGAAUCCGUGCGUGAGUUUCCCUUUAGGGAAAGCACAAUUUUUAGACAGAUGGUAGCAACUCUGGCCAGUAACGAUCCACCGUCGGCUGUAUCGGUGGUAUCAGCUGCGAUCAAUGGUCAAAGAGGUUUUACCGAUAAUCUUCAGAUUUGUAUAACUUGUGGUGAAGAGAAAGCCACAAAGAAAUGUAGUAAAUGUAAGGCGGUACAAUAUUGCGACAGAGAGUGCCAAAGGUUGCACUGGUUUAUGCAUAAGAAAGCAUGUGCUAGGCCAGUUGGCCAAACUUCUGGUGGUAUAAAAGUGACUGAGACAGACAAGAUUUAAAUUGGUAAUGCAGUUAGCACAAGAUUACAACAUUUUGCGGUCAAUUUGGACGUGUGAUCGCCUUGUAAAAAGGAGUCGUUCAAUCAAUUGUCGCACAUCUGGAUGCUCUGUACCUCUACUUGGCUCUGCACUUAUUUAUUUUCUGUAAAUAACCAAUUCCCAUAUGUGCGAUCAUGGCUGCAAGAGCCAUGACAUUGGUGCUUGAAAAAGAUUUCAUCAGUUCGUAAUUUCGUCCUUUUUAAACAAAAAUGGAUUGCAAGAGUACAAUUUAUAUCAAGCAUUAGUGCAGUCAUACAUGUCAUUUAAUUUGGAAUGAAUGAAUGGAAAUUCUCGAGAAAAGUAUUAUAAUUCAACGCCAUGAAAUAUUGUUGUAACGUAGUCACUGAUGUAAGGAAAAAUGGGAGUGGUCAUCGAAAGCAGCCAGUUAGUUUAUUGUGAUAUCAGUAUCUCGAUGAAUUAAGUUUUAUAAUACUGCUUUUGGUGUUGACCAUCUUUUAAAACAAUCCAUAGAUAGGGUAUAAGAAUAUGGAUUUUAAAAAUAAGCGAUACUCUAAUGAAACAGUAAUUGAUCUGCAAGUAUUUUCCGGUGAAAUGCAAUUCAUUUCUUAAUGUUCACCAGCCAAUUGCCAAAGUAAAAGGUGCUAAUCUUUAGCAUCUUCAGGAAAUAGACUUUUAUAUGACGGCAUGUGACGUAACAUCAAAACCCACGCAACAGUGCUGACAAUUAGUCCAAUGUAAGGACGAAUGUCCGUAUCGAAUGAUCUCUGUACGAUAACAUUAUUUUUGAGUACUUUUUAUGUGCUUCUGAUUUUUUACCAUUCGAUUCCAAACAGUCUGUGCAUUUUGCAACCAGUACAUCCCCCUGGAGCAUCCUAUUAUCAGUGUACUCACCCAUGUGGUUGUAAUAUCAUUGUAAUGCAAUCGUGUACAUUUGUACUUAGUCGAAAGUAACUCUUUUAUUCCCAGUCUAGGAGUUGUUGGGCGAGUCUUCGUGGACCUCGUAGAGGCAAUGAUUCUAAAUAAAAGUACAUUAACAUCAACGUC